AUGUUGCUCAAGCAGCUUCUCGUCGGCCUCGGCCUGUGGCCCGGUCUGGCUUGCGCUAUCGACUUUUUCCAAACCCCCUUGACUGUCAACAACGCGCACUACGACGUGAGCGACUUGCUGCUCAAGGAUGACCAAAUGCGCGACUUUACCAUCGAUGAUCCAAGCCAGUCGUUCUGGAUCAAUUGGAGGGAUUUGGGCGUGGCCUCUGAUUUCUAG
This is a messenger RNA of Moesziomyces antarcticus, 216 nucleotides long. RefSeq lists its product as uncharacterized. The record is from RefSeq and is a predicted model, not a curated record. The transcript is spliced from 3 exons. Lineage: Eukaryota; Fungi; Basidiomycota; Ustilaginomycetes; Ustilaginales; Ustilaginaceae. The coding region runs from base 1 to 216 and encodes 71 amino acids.